GUAACCACUACAAAAACACAUUAAAAACUCGACGCAAACAAAUGAAUUCCCAAAACAAACACCAGACAACACAACAUAAGACACACAAUAAAAACGCAACAAAAACAAAUUCCACGGAAACAUAAUUAAAAUACUAAAAUAAUGAACGACAAAAAAGAUAGCAUAGGCCCUAUUGAAAACUUCACAGAUGACUUGAUCAUCCACCCACAGUAUGAUGAAAAGUUUCUUCAGGAACCAUCAAAAGUUGAAGACACAAUACAGUUUCUUGAAAGCAUGCUUAAUAGCAACAAAACGGAGGAUAUUAAGAAGACGCAAAAGAAGACGGAAAUAAAGCCGGACGUCUCUGAUAGUGUCACGGAUAGCAACUUUAUAAUUUUUACACGUUUGCAGAAUGAUCGAUUUUCGUUAAAGAGAAAGACAAAGAUUAAGCUCGAUAUUAAUAUGAAUCAGUUCACAUUCAUGCGGCAAAUUGAUAAAAGCGUCCAAGAACGCAUGCAAGCGCGCAUCGAGCGUGAAAGAGUUGCCAACAAUUUCCGCAGGUUGGGCAACUCCGCCUAUCGCAAAGCACAGUUCAGCACUGCGAUCGAAUUAUACAACCAUGGCUUGGAUUAUGUAAAUGAUACUCCUGUUCUGUACCUAAAUCGUGCCUGUUGCUAUAUUAGACUUCGCGACUUUAAGCGCGCCAUUAUAGAUUGUGAUUAUAUUCUGCAUAAAUUCGAUCCGAAACAUAUACGAGCUUGGCUCUAUCGGGCUCUUUCCUUUAAACGUCUUCAUGUAGAGAACAGUUUUAAUGAAUGCAUAUCAGAAGUAAAGCGUCUGAAUUCCAGGGAUAUUGCAUUUAUUGAUGGGUUUUUGGAAAGGAUGCGCUCUGCACCCUAAAAGCGCUCAAAAAAUUAUGUGUAAAUUUCAAUUGCAAACCUUUUGGCAU
Molecule: messenger RNA, 928 nt
Organism: Drosophila hydei
Lineage: Eukaryota; Metazoa; Arthropoda; Insecta; Diptera; Drosophilidae
Product: tetratricopeptide repeat protein 12
Exons: 4
Coding region: 142-879 (245 amino acids)
Molecular function (GO): protein binding
Source: RefSeq, a predicted model, not a curated record